UCAUUAGAUUGCAUCCUCCGCAGUGGGAAUUCACUAUUGCGUGCGCAGUUUUGGCUGAUCUGUCAGUACUUCCGUGCAAUAAUAUGAUGGUUAUUGCGUAUUGAACAGUGUCAAUAUGUCUUCGGAGGAUAAAAGAGGACCUCCCCCUUCUUACGAUGAAGUAACCAAUCCUAGUUCCCAGCCUCUCUUUACACCUGAGAACCAGUACAGCCAUUAUCAGCCACCAGGUGGCACUACAGGACAGUAUCCCGGUUAUCAAUAUCCUCCAAAGAGUAGUUCUCCUGGUCCCUAUCCUUACCAACACGUACCGGGUGCUCCACAAGGAUUUACUCACAAUGUGGUGGUCAGUCAGCCUGGUUCUGCUACCACGAUGAUAUCACGGCUCAUGAGACAGGAUUGGACACUGCCUGCCAUUCUUUCUUGUUUAUGCUGUUUUUGGCCAACAGGAAUUUUUGCCAUUUUUGCAGCUUGCAAGGCAAACGCUGCAGCUGCUGAGGGAGAUGAAGUAGAAGCACAAGCGCAGUCGAGACUCGCACGUAGCCUUGUCGUCACUUCCGUUGUAAUUGGAAUUUUCAUCAUGAUACUUUCUGCAAUUUUGCGAACAGUUGUGUAUUCGAAUCACUACCGCCAUUGAAACGUAUUUGGAUAUUUAUUCAUUGAAGACAUCUUCCCCAAGCAUACUACAGAAUAAGAUAUCUUUAGAAAAAGAAUUCUAUGACAGCUAGAUAGUAAAGUGAAUUAAAGCUGAACAUACAUCUAAAAUAUUAAACGAAUAUCUUAAAUGUAAUAUAACUUAUGCCUAUUUACAUUUUCGAGUCUUGUGUAGCUUUAAUGUGGUUUUAUAUUUAGAAAUUUGAUUUUGUGUUUCAACAUAUCAAGAUGCAUAUACUAUCAUGUGUCUGUGUAAAAUAUUUACACGAAAAUAACUUAAGGAAAUGUUACAACACAAAUUUUCUACAUGUACGUUAUUUCAUUAUUGCUGUUAUUAAUUUUUAUACCAUAUUUAUAUGUUCACCCUAUUGAUUCAGGUAAUUGAUCGCUUUUGUAACCGAAGACACUAUGCACUGCUAGAUUAUGUGUAUAAAGAUUGUUCUCCUUGAAAACUAACUGUUCAAUAUUUUUUUUACCUUGCUGACCCAGAGACAAACUGAUAAUACAGAAGAUUUUUAUAUAACUGAUGAAAAAUCAUGAUUUACAUGAAUGCAAUAACACGAGUAAUUCGAAAUCCUUAAAAAUUAUGUUUCAUUUCUUUCCCUGUCUAUAUUCGAUUUUAAUUUUGAUAUCCUUUGUCUAGUUUUUUGAGUUCAAUAUUGAGAUAUUUUAUCAUGUUACGUGUAUACCUAAUUACAUGUGAUGAAAACAUUUUUUUCAGGAUUUUUCAAAUUUCAAAAAACCAACAUAUAAUUGAUGCCAAGAGCUAAAUGCACUAGAAACCCGCAAUUUCUGUUUUGCAUCUUUUGUCAGUGCAUGCCUCCAAAUCAUCACAUCUAAAAAAGUAUUUGCCGGGUGGAUUUACUUGAAAAACUUGUUGACGUUAUAUUGCCAAACUGCACUAUUUUGCCAUGGAGACGAUACCAGGCCAUAUAAAUUUAUUAAGAUUAAUAGUGUUUUUUUUCUAAAUUGACAAAAUUGAUUGAAUUGAUCAUAUCAUCCAUGAUUUCUUUAAAAUAUAUAGUGAAUAAAAUAUGAUUGACUCAUUGAGAAUUAUUAUUUAAAUUUGUAAAUGCAUUUAGUGAAAAUCUGUUCCUGUUGACAAGGGUAGGAAUUCAAAAUAGUUUGUAGAUAUGUAUAAAACACCCAUUCGUGGAUCUUGAUGUUCUUUUGAAGUAUUUAGAAGGCUUCUACAGAAUUCGAUGAACCCAUUCUCUUUCUACACUUUAAAAAUAUUAUCGUCCGUCUAAUUUUUUUCGUUUGUUUUUUCAAUCUAUUGAUUCUUGUUAUUCCAUUAGACAAAGGAAACAUUUAUGAUCAGACCUAGGCACAGAGUGAUCAGGUACUGGUAAUAUUGGUCUCUGCAAACGUAUCAAAUCAGGCAAUCAAAAAUUUCUAAUUUUAGCCACUCCUGCGCGUGUAUGAUUUUAAAAUAUUACAUUUAGCAAUUAUAAAAACCAAAUCGUCAUAAGAUCAC
Saccostrea cuccullata (small rock oyster) is the source of this 2128-nucleotide messenger RNA. RefSeq names its product proline-rich transmembrane protein 1-like. Lineage: Eukaryota; Metazoa; Mollusca; Bivalvia; Ostreida; Ostreidae. The record is from RefSeq and is a predicted model, not a curated record. The transcript is spliced from 4 exons. Bases 116 to 634 code for a protein of 172 amino acids. Gene Ontology annotation, cellular component: membrane.